AUGGUUGACAUUGUGCUAUUGUUGUUGUUGUUGUUGCUGUUGGUUGGUGGCGAGUUGCGUGUCGGUGAGGAAAAUGGCGAGGACAAUGCUGGCGAGAUGUUCAGUGGCGAGGUGGAAGUCGAUGAGUUGGCACUGGGUGCGUUGCUCAAUUUGUUGUUGUUGUUGUUGUUGUUUCCAAAGGCACCCUGGGCAAACAUGUUGGAUGCUGAUGGCAGGAGCAAUGAGGACGCCUUUGGCAAACCUUGGAAGGCCGACGAGGGUCCGUUGUCAUCGUCGCUGCUGGCAUCACUGAUGUUGGGCGCGGCAGAGUUGAGUCUGUAUGAUGGCAGGAUGGACUCGCCAUAG
Messenger RNA from Acytostelium subglobosum LB1, 345 nucleotides. RefSeq lists its product as hypothetical. The transcript has a single exon. The record is from RefSeq and is a predicted model, not a curated record. The coding region runs from base 1 to 345 and encodes 114 amino acids. Lineage: Eukaryota; Evosea; Eumycetozoa; Acytosteliales; Acytosteliaceae.